Daphnia magna is the source of this 21410-nucleotide messenger RNA. RefSeq names its product titin-like. Gene Ontology annotation, molecular function: protein binding. Lineage: Eukaryota; Metazoa; Arthropoda; Branchiopoda; Diplostraca; Daphniidae. The record is from RefSeq and is a predicted model, not a curated record.
GAGCGGGACCGGCUCCAGUGGCCCCCCAGAGCUGGAACCGUGAGCAACACGUAUACACACGCUAGAAUACAUUAAAUAUUACAUUAGAUUGACUUACAAAAAAAAGACACAAGAAGAAGAACAGGGAGAGCUCCAAUCCCGAAAAGAAGAGAGAACAAAAAAAAAAAAAUCCAAAAGAGAAAACAAAAGUUUUUUUUUUUUUUUUCUUUUGGAGGGAGAGAAAGCUCAAGAAAGAAAAAAAUCAUUUUCAACGUGUGACUAAGGGAAUUGAGAGGUUCUCUGGUACAUCGUCGUUUUACUUGGAAAAACGAGAGAAAAAGGAAAAGGCGACAUCAACACAAAUUGUCUCUUUGCGGGUGAAUUUAGGGCUCCCGCUCUCUUCCGUUGUUCUGUGUGUUCCUGCGCGAGUUCCGGUUUCUCAACAAAGGAAUCGAAAAAAAAGUCAAGAAACGUCUCAAAAAGAAAUGUCUCAGCGGUCAAUAGUGCCGUCCGAGAAGCAAGUCCUGCUGUCCCAGCAGCGGACGAUGGAGCAGCGUUCAUCGGCAUCAUCGACGACCGUCCGUGAAUCGCACACCCGCGGCCAAGAGACCCGUGUCGCCCAACAGACAUUCACGUCGCAACAGCAAAGCACCAACACCACUCACAGAGUUCAGGGUGCUAUGCUGCAACAGGGUCAUCAAAUUCAGCAACAGGGCCAUCAAAUCCAGCAACAGGGCCAUCAAAUCCAGCAGCAGGGAUAUCAACAACAACAGCAGCAGAUGAUAAUGAGCGGUGGCCGACCGUCAAUGGUCAUGGACGGCUCGCCACCAGUCUUUGAGCAAAUCUUUCGAAAUGCCCGUUUCGCUCAGGGGGGCGAUGCCUUUUUUGAAGGCAAAGUGACCGGCAAUCCCCGGCCUGAACUGUCCUGGACCCGUGAAGGCAAACCACUCGCCACGGGUGGCAAAUACCAAAUGCAAUACGAGCCAACUUCGGGCAAAGUUUCUCUACUUAUCACUCACAUUGGGCCUGGAGACGAAGGCGAAUACACCUGCACGGCUGUCAACAAGUUUGGCGAAGCCAUUUGCACCGUUUACAUCCAGCCGGAAGGACUCAACUUUCCUCAACAUCUGCCAGACAUACACGAACGCAGCGCUCACACUGAGCUGCUCUCUUACCAAACGAACGGAAAUCAACAACAGCAAGAGCUCUACGAUGUCGACUUUAAGGUGGACACGUUCGAGUACCGGCUGUUGCGCGAGGUCGAAUUCCGCGAAUCGCUCACCCGCCGCUCGCAGUUGGAUCUCCAUACAGAGACCGAGACCGAAACUGAGACGGAUUUUGAGCAGCUUACCACACCACUUGCACCGCCUCAACUGGUUCAGCAACCCCGUAAUACUAAGCUGCUCCAAGGCUCUGAUGCCACCUUUCAGGCCAAGCUUCAAGGCAACCCGAAGCCAAAGUUGACGUGGUUCAUGAACGGCGCCCGCUUGAACCCAUCACCUCGUCAUCAGUUGACCCACAGCAACCACCUGGCGACGCUCAAAAUUCGCAACGUCCAACCUCAGGAUGCUGGACAUUACACGCUGUUUGCCGAAAACGCUGCCGGAUGCAUCGUUUCAACUGCUUUCUUAGCCGUCGAGCCUUCCGGCGCCAGCAAUGGAUUCUCGCCAGUCGAUAAACGCGCCCAGUCUCGUCCGGCCGCAGCUAUGGCCAACAACGAAGUCACUGCCGCCAAAGUGCCCAGGACCGCUUCGCAAGAACGUCCCGGAAACGAUGCCGUCGUCAUGGAAACUGGCGAACCGAGUGGAAAAGCUCUACCCCCGCAGUUUGUCCGCGUUCCGGCUGACCAGGAAGUGGGAGAAGGCAAAAUGGUCCGUUUUGAUUGCCGUAUCACCGGCCGUCCCUACCCCGACGUCUUGUGGUACCUCAACGGCCACCAGAUCCUCGACGAUGCGACGCAUAAAAUUUUGGUCAACGAAUCUGGCAACCACGCCUUGAUGAUUACUGGCGCCGGCCUCAACGAUUCUGGAGUCAUCCAGUGUGUGGCCCGCAACAAAGGUGGCGAGGCCAGUUUCCAAGUCCGGCUAUCGGUGAUCGAACGCGAGCAAGUCGUCGCUCCGAAAUUCGUCGAACGGUUCACCACCGUUCACGUCAAGGAAGGCGAGCCCGUUAGUCUGCACGCCCGCGCAAUUGGAACGCCCAUCCCCAAGCUCACCUGGCAAAAGGACAGCGUUCCAGUCAGCUCAGCCGGACCGGAAUUGUCUAUUAGAAACGAGGGCGGCUACAGCGCUCUUGAGAUCCCUUGCGUCCGUCUUGCCGAUGCCGGAUGGUACCAAUGUACGGCUCAGAACGUUGCCGGAUCGACUGCUACCCGCGCUAGACUCUUUGUCGAUCAGCAAAAACUCUCUUCGGGCCAACCGAAAGCCAUGCGUUUCCCCAAGCCAACGAAAGUCAUCCAGCCACAGCCGGAACCCGAGCCAGAAGUCAUUUAUUUACGUCACGUCGAACGCGCGCGCCCUCAAGCGCCCCGUCGCGAAGAAGAGGAACGUGUUUAUGAGGCGCCCAUUUUCAUCCUUCCGUUGAAAGAUGUGAAUUUAGCCGAAGGCCAGCGAGCCUAUUUCGAAGCCAAAGUGAAUCCAGCCGGCGACCCGAAUAUGCGUGUCGAUUGGUUCAUCGAUGGCAAACCUUUGGCGGCCAGCUCUCGUGUCACGGUUACUUACCGUUUUGGCUACAUUUCUCUGCUGUUGAUUGGCGUCAUCCGCGAAGACAGCGGAGUCUACACUUGCCGCGUCAGCAACGAGGCCGGCUACGCUGAUUCGAGCGCCACGAUGAACGUCGGCCCGCGGGCCACCAUUGAAUCGACCUCGCAGCAUCCCGAAUCGCUGGAACAGAUCCAAAUGUUGGAAGAUUAUUCGCGCUAUCAGCGCAACACUUCUGUCGAGGAGAGUUUGUCCGGCUCGCGUCCCGUCUUUGUGAAACCGUUGCACGAUCUCGGCAUCAUGAACGAAGGCGCUUAUGCCCAUUUUGAGGCGCAAAUUCAGCCCGUCAGCGAUCCGUACAUGCGGAUCGAAUGGUACAAAGAUGGUCGUUCCAUCACCGCCAGCUCGCGCAUCACUACCAUCUACAAUUUCGGGUAUGUGGCAUUGAAUGUAAUGCACUUGCGCUCCGAAGAUGCAGGCAUGUACACCGUCAAAGCCAUCAACCGUCAAGGAGAGGCUGUCAGUCAGGCCUCGAUCCAGGUUGCCACACGUGGCACGGUCACUGGAGAUUUGGGUAUCCCAGAACAACAACGUUACAUCGAACGUAUUGAAGAAUUGGAAGCGUAUCAGCUGUCGCUGGCCCAGCGCGGUCAGCCGGAGCCUAUCGAGGCUACGUCGCCACCCGAGUUCAAGUCGCCCAUCAAAGAUCAAUUUGAAAUUCGUGAAGGAGGCUUUGCACACUUUGAAGCUCGUCUUGAACCCAUCGGCGAUCCUAAACUGACAGUUCACUGGUUUAAAGAUGGGAAACCACUGGAGGCCAGUUCUCGCAUCACCAAUUUCUUCAAUUUCGGUUACGUCGCGUUGACUAUCAAAUUCAUCACGGUCCACGACCGCGGUGUGUAUACGUGCGUGGCCCGCAAUGCGUUGGGUGAAGCCCAAACGACGGCCAAACUCACCGUCAUUUCGAAGCAGGACAUUCUGCUCGAGACGCAACACCCCGAAGGUUUGGAGAAGAUCCGUUACCUGGAAGACGAUUCGCGUUACGCUCGCAAGGAAGAGACUGUUACAUCGGUCACCAUCAAACCGCGUUUCCUCGGCCCACUGAAGGGAACCAACAAGAUUGUCGAGGGCCAGAAAGCCCAUUUCGAAAUCCGACUGGAACCGCAAAAUGACUCGACUUUGCGCGUGGAGUGGUACUUUAACGGCAAAGUCCUCAUGCAGGCGAGUCGCAUCCACCUGUUCCACGACUUUGGCUAUGUGGCCCUGGAUAUUUUGGAUGUGCGAUCUGAAGAUGCUGGUACUUACACCGUAGUUGCCCGCAACGCUCUUGGCGAAGCCCAAUCAGAAACCACUAUGGUGGUGGAGACCCGUAGCAGCGUCGACACUACGUCGAUGCACCGCGUCGCUUACGACAAAGCUCAGCGCUUGGAAGAAUCGAAAUUCCAGGAACCGCAAUACGACAUCGAAGAGAUUUCCAAAUCUCGGCCGAUUUUCGUGAUCCCAUUAAGCGACCCGCAUCCCGUCAACGAAGGCAACAACGUCCAUUUGGAAUGCCGUCUGGAACCGAUGGGUGACCCAACAAUGCGCGUCGAAUGGUAUUUUAACGGCAAACCGAUCACGGUCGGGUCCCGUUUCAAGUCUUACUUUGAUUUCGGAUUCGUCGCCUUGGAUGUGAUUGGCGUGACGGCCUUGGAUUCCGGCGAGUACACCGUCCGCGCCACUAACCAUUUGGGCACGGCCCACACUUCGGCCUGUGUCCGCAUCAUCGGUCGUUCCGACAUUAUGACCGAGACUCAGCACGAAGGCGCUUGGGAGCAGAUUCAAAUGCUGGAAGAUUCUUCGCGUUACAGCCGCAAACAAGUGGAAGAGAUGUCCGUCGAGCAGAUUCCGCUGUUCACCAAACCGCUGCACAACAUCGAAACGGUUGAAGGCACCAACAUCCAUUUGGAGUGCCGUCUCAUCCCAGUUGGAGAUUCUUCCAUGCGAAUCGACUGGCUCGUCAAUGGACAACCCAUCCGCACUGGGCAUCGCUUCCGUCCGGCUUUCGAUUUCGACUACGUGGCGCUGGAUAUCCUCAGCGUCUACCCUGAAGAUUCCGGUGUCUACACUUGCCGCGCUUACAACAAACUGGGCGAGGCUGUCACUUCCAGCAGCGUCCGCGUCGUUGCCAAAUCGCAGUUGAUACUCGAAUCGCAGCAUCCCGGCGGUUUGGAGAAGAUCCAAUACUUGGAAGACGCUUCGCGCUACAAGCGCCGUGAGGACAUCGAUGAAAUCGUUGCCAUCCGUCCGCGUUUCCUGUCCAAACCUAAACCGCAAGAAGGUCUGCGUGAGGGACAAAACGCUCAUUUCGAAUGCAAAUUGGAACCCGUUCAGGACCCUAAUCUCAAGGUGGAAUGGUUCAAAAACAAUUGCCCCGUCACCAUCGGCAGCCGCUUCCGUCCCAUCCACGAUUUCGGCUACGUAGCGCUGGACAUCAUCGGUCUAAUCGCCGAAGACACUGGCGUCUACACGUGCCGCGCUCAGAAUGCCGUCGGCGUGGACGAGACAUCGGCCACUUUGUCGUGCAAAUCGUCCAAGCAGAUCGUGACGGAAGCGCAGCGCGAAAACCUUGGCAUGGAGAAGUUGCAAUAUUUGGAAGACAAAUCGAAAUACCAUCGGGCCGAAGAAUCCGAAGAGAUUUGCACUCAGGCGCCAGUAUUUACCACGUCGUUGAAAACGAUCGAAAUCAAGGAAGGCCAGCGCGCGCAUUUCGAGUGCCGUUUGAUUCCCGUUUCGGAUCCCACCAUGAGAGUCGAGUGGUUCCAAAACAACGUGCCGCUCAAAUCCGGCUCUCGUUUUAUGGAGACCAACAGCUUCGGAUUUGUUGCCCUGGACAUUAUGUACGCCUACCCCGAGGAUGCUGGCACUUAUACCUGCCGUGCGUCAAAUGCUUUGGGGCAGGCCGUUACCUCGUGCCAGUUGAAUGUCCACUCGAAGAAAUCCAUCGUACGAGAGACCCAGAAUCAGACGGCCUUGAGCCAGAUCCAGUACCUGGAAGAUACUUCACGCCAACAGCGACCCUCUGACGUCGACGACUCUACUACCCAGGCUCCAGUGUUUACUCAGCCGAUGAAGAACUUGACUUUGAAAGAAAACCAAUCGGCCCAUUUCGAAGCCCGUCUCAUCCCUGUUGGAGAUUCUCGCCUCAAAGUGGAAUGGUUUAAGAACGGAGUGCCUCUCCAGGAUGCCAACCGAAUUUCGACACUGAACGAUUUCGGCUUCGUAGCCCUGGAUUUGAAGUACGUCCGCCCCGAUGAUUCCGGCACUUAUUCGUGCCGUGCUACCAACGAAUUGGGUCAAGCCGUGACGUCGGCUACGUUGAUUGUCCAGUCGAGGGACACGUUAGUCGUCACCGAGACGCAACAUCAAACCGCUCUGGACAAACUCCAGUACCUGGAAGAUACUUCGCGCUACCAACGUCAAGUUGAAGAGGAUUCCGUCGUGACGGAGAAGCCCAAAUUCGUGGCUCCGCUCAAUGGGCCAACUAAAUUGGUGGAGGGUCAAAACACCCACUUUGAAUGCCGCAUCGAACCGUACCCGGAUCCCAGCAUGAAGGUGGAAUGGUUCCACAACGGAAAGGCUUUGUCCACUGGCCAUCGUUUCCGCACCGUUCACGAUUUCGGUUUCGCUGCCCUGGACAUCCUCAGCGUCUAUCCCGAAGAUUCUGGAGAGUACACCAUCAAGGCUACCAACAAGCUGGGCAGCUGCACGUCCACCCUCAGCAUUGACGUAUCGUCGCGUUCCGGCCUUAUUACCGAAUCGCAGCAUCAAGCGGCUCUGGACAAGAUCCUGUACCUGGAAGACGACUCGCGUCACAGGCGCAUCGAUGAAGUCGAUUCUGCCAUGACGGACAAGCCGUCAUUCGGCCGUCCACUUUGCAAUUUGAACCUGGCUGAAGGCCAGUCCGCUCACCUGGAAGCCACCCUGGUGCCCGUUAAUGACCCGACGAUGCGUGUUGAAUGGUAUCACAAUGGCCGCCCCAUCUCCCAGGGCCAUCGUUUCCGCACGACUUAUGAUUUCGGUUUUGUGGCUCUGGACAUCCUCUACGCUUACGCUGAAGAUUCUGGAACGUACAUGUGCAAAGCCAUCAACGCCAACGGAGAAACUGUUACCACUUGCUCCGUCACGGUUGAAGGCAAAGCUGGGCUCGUCUUGGACACGCUCGAUCAACAACGAUUGACCAAAAUCAAUGAGCUGGAAGCUUACACGCGUCCGGCCAAGGAAGACGUUGAGCAGGAGAUGCAGCGACCCAUAUUCACUACCCCGCUGCAGAACUUGGAGAACAUGAAGGAAGGCGAUCACGCCCAUCUCGAGUGUCGCCUGGAGCCCAUCAACGAUCCGAAAAUGCGGGUCGAGUGGUACGUCAACGGCAUGGCCAUCCGCACUGGCCAUCGCUUCCGCGCCACCCACGAUUUCGGCUACGUCGCCCUGGAUGUCUUGUACACUUAUCCCGAAGACACUGGCACCUACAUGUGCAAGGCCAUCAAUGCCCUGGGUGAAGCUGUCAACACGUGCACCAUCCAGGUAGCUUCUCGCAAGUCCAUCUACUUGGAUUCGCAACAUCCGGAAGGCUGGGAAAAGAUCCGCGCUCUUGAGUCGCACACCACGUCCCGUCCCGAAGAAGUGGAGGAGCCUGCCGGCCCGCCUCGUUUCAUUACCGAGCUGCAGGGCACCACCAAAUUGCAAGAAGGUCAAACCGCCCAUUUGGAAUGCCGGGUCGAGCCUGUCCGUGACCCCAAACUGCGCGUCGAAGUGUUCCACAAUGGAAAGCCACUCCAAUCGGCUUCACGUUACCACGUCACCUGCGACUUUGGUUACAUUGCCCUUGAUAUCAAGCACGUCCUACCGCAAGAUGGCGGAACAUACACCGUCAAAGUUAUCAACGACUUUGGAGAGUGCAGCUCAUCCAUCGACAUUGAGGUUGAGGGACGUAGUGGCCUCAUCCUGGAAUCGCAACAUCCUCAAGGAUUGGAUAAGAUUCGCGAACUGGAAGAUGCCAAUCGCUUCCGUAAAGAAGUCAACCUGGAACCGGUUCCUUUCCAGCGACCCGUAUUCACUGCCCCGCUGCAGAAUUUGGAAGGCCUACUGGAAGGCGCUAAUGCUCACCUGGAGUGCCGUUUGAUUCCCGUCGGUGACCCCUCCCUCAAGGUGGAAUGGUUCCGCAAUAACCUUCCGCUGGAAGACUCUUCCAGAAUCCAAAAGACGCACGAUUUCGGCUAUGUGGCGUUGGACAUUUCUCACAUCCGCGACGAAGAUCAAGGCAUUUACAUGUGCCGGGCAACCAACUCUCUGGGCGAGGGCGUCACGACGGCCUCUGUCAGGAUCCUCUCGAAGGCCAGCAUCAUGCUGGAGACUCAGCAUCCCGAAGGUAUGCGCAAAAUCCGCGAACUGGAGGAAGGCAAAGCCCCGCAACGUGGACCCGAGUUGGACAACGUCUUUGAAAAGCCCGUCUUCACCACUUGCUUGACUGGUCCGGCUGAACUUCUCGAAGGCCAAAACGCCCACUUUGAAUGCCGCGUCGUGCCCGUCGGCGAUCCAUCGCUCCACUUCGAAUGGUACGUCAACGGCGUCGAGCUGAAGAUGGGCUCCCGCUUCCGAGUUACCCACGAUUUCGGCUACGUCACGCUGGACGUCAGCUCCGUCAUCCCCGAGGAUUCGGGAGUUUACAUGUGCAAGGCUAUCAACAAGGCCGGUGAAGCUGUUUCCACCACCGCCAUGAAAGUGCGCGCUCGCGGAAGUAUCCUGGGCGACGCUGUCCAGCCGCAGGCUUGGCAGAAGAUCCAGUUGAAGGAGACGGAAUUGAACCGGGCGCCCACUGCCUACGAAGACGCUCCGCUAAGUGAAGCUCCUCGAUUCAUCAAGAACUUGGUCAAUCAGGAGCUUCUGGCUGAAGGUCACAACCUUCAUCUCGAAGCCCAGGUUGAGCCCAAGACCGAUCCCAACUUGCGAGUUGAAUGGUAUCACAACGGCGUCCAGCUGAUGACUGGCUCUCGCAUCCGCAGCACUUUUGAUUUCGGACUCGUCUCGCUGGACAUCAUCGGCCUGCGUCCCGAGGAUUCCGGCAUCUACGUCUGCAAGGCGGUCAACAAACAAGGAGAAGCUGUUUCGACCUGCACCAUCCGAGUGGAAGCGCACGGUUGGCUGCUGGGCCAGGCGCUGCGCCCUGAAGCGUUGGCCAAGAUUGCGGCGCUGGAAGAGCAGCAAGUCCGCGAAAUGGUGGAGCAGGAGGCGGACUUUGAGUCGCCCGUCUUCAUCACUCACUUGAACAACGUCGAGUGCCGCGAAUCGGAAACGGCCCACUUCGAAUGCCGCGUCCAGCCCAGCAAAGAUCCGACCAUGAAAAUCGAAUGGUUCGUCAACGGCAAACCCUUGCCCGUCGCUUCCCGCUUCAACGCCACCUACGAUUUCGGCUACGUCUCGCUGGACAUCAGCCACGUCUACGCCGAAGACUCUGGCGUCUACACCUGCCGCGCGCAGAACGCCAAAGGCCAGGCCGUCUCGACGGGAACGUUGCGCUGCACCAGCAGAGAAAACAUCUACCUGGACACUCAACACCCGCAGGGCAAAGCUGGCCUGGAAGCCGUCCACGAAGCUGAACAGGCUUACUACGCCAAGUACCAGCGCCAAUCAUCGAUGCCCGAGGCUAGCUUCCCCAAACCGCUCUUCAUCAUCCCCCUGCCCGAGAAGUUCUCGCCGGCCGAGGGCCAGCCGCUGCACAUGGAGUGCCACGUGGAGCCUAAACAGGAUCCCAAACUGCGCGUGGAAUGGUUUUUCAACGGCAAGUUGCUGGACCACGGCUCGCGUUUCAAGAUGACCAACGACUUCGGAUUCAUUUCGCUCGACCUGUCCGACGUCUAUUCGAGAGAUCAGGGCGUCUACACUUGCCGCGCCACCAACGCGGCCGGCGAGGCCUUUACCACCACCACCGUCUACUGCCAGGGCAAAGAGGGUCUCAUCGAGGGCACUCAACAUCCCAAAGGCGAAGCUGGUCUGGAACAGAUUCAGCGAUUGGAGGAUUCUCUCAUGCCGUCGACAGGUGGCGACGAUGCGGACGAAGAGGGAAAAGCCCCCGUCUUCACGUCGCAGUUCCAGAAUGUCACCAACUUGCUGGAGGGCGAUAUCGCUCACUUCGAGGCGACGUUGACGCCAGUCGGAGAUCAAACCAUGACCGUCGAAUGGUUCUACAAUGGCCAGUCGUUGAAACUGGGUCAUCGCGAACGCACCGUCCACGCUUUUGGCAUGGUCGUCCUAGAAAUCAUCGGCACAAAAGUGGAAGAUUCCGGAAUCUACACUUGCAGGGCUACUAACAAAUGGGGCGUGGCUGAGAUCAGCGUGACUCUUGAAUGCGUCGACAUGUCCAGCGGUCAGAAACCUGAAUUUACUUCUCAGAUUCAGAGCCUGGAGGGUCUCAAGGAUGGCCAAUCCGCUCAUUUCGAAUGCACGUUGGUCCCCGUCGGAGAUCCCAAUCUCAAGGUGGAAUGGUUCGUCAAUGGUCAACCGUUGCGUCAUUCAUCUCGCAUCAAGACCGUCUCGGACUUUGGUUUCGUCGUUCUGGACAUCGCGUACGUCCAGUCGCACGAUUCCGGCGAGUACAUUUGCAAGGCCAGCAACAAGUUUGGCGAAGACUUUACUCGCGCCACAUUGCGCUGCGUCGGAAAGGGAGGUGUCUAUUCCGACUCUCUCCAGCCGGACUCGCUGGCCAAGAUCCGCGCCUUGGAAGAACAAUCGCUGGGCGAGCCAGCUCCAAUGGCCGCCGCCUCCGAGGCACCGAAAUUCGUCACUCAAUUGGCUGACAUUGCCCGACUGGUUGAAGGUCAAAGCGCCCACUUUGAGGCCCGUCUGACGCCCGUCAACGACCCACUGCUGAUGGUCGAGUGGUACUGCAACGGAACCAAGCUGCCAACUGGGCACCGAUUCCGCACCUUCCACGACUUUGGCAUCGUCAUCUUGGAUAUCCUUUACUGUUACGAGGAGGACUCGGGUGUCUACGAAUGCCGGGCAGUCAACCAGCUCGGUCAAGACAGCACCCGAGCCACGCUGAAAUGCCUGUCAAAGUCCAGCCUCAUCCUGGACUCUCAGUUGCCCAAGGGCAUGGAUUCGUUGCAGAAGAUCCAAUCGUUGGAAGACAAGGAACGUCACGAUGGCGCUGUUGAGGAGGUGCGCCGCCAAGCGCCCGUCUUCACGGUGCCACUCAACAAUGUGGCCGGCUUGCGCGAGGGAGAGAAUUCCCACUUCGAGGGCCGUUUAACUCCCACGGACGAUCCUAAACUCAAGGUCGAAUGGUUCUUCAACGGCAAACCCCUGAAAACGGGUUCUCGCAUCCGCACGUUCAGCGACUUCGGAUUCGUCAUUUUGGAGAUUUCGCCCGUCUACCCGGAAGAUUCCGGCGAGUAUUCGUGCCGUGCUACCAACGACUACGGCGAGGCCGUCACUUCGGCUACGCUGAAAUGCCAGGGCAAGCGCAACGUCAUUUUUGAAUCGCAACUGCCCAAGGGCAUGGAACGCACCAUCGAGCGCAUCGCUGAGCUGGAAGGACUAGGCGGACGGCCAGCAGAUCAAGCCCCCGAAACGGACACUGGCAAGCCACCCGAGUUCUUGAGCCAGCCAGGAGAUCUUCUCCUACCCGAGAACGGCCUGGCUCAUUUCGAAACGAAAUUGACUCCCGUCGGCGAUCCCAGUCUGCGCGUCGAAUGGUUCCAUAACGGCAAACCGUUGCUGGCCGGCUCUCGAGUCAAAACCAUUUCUGAUUUCGGCUUUGUUAUCUUGGAAGUUACCGGAGUCUACGCUCGCGAUGCUGGCCUCUACACCUGCAAGGCCAGCAACAAACACGGAGAAGCGUCCGUCUCGUGCACCCUGCAAGUCAAGGGCCGUCAGGGUAUCAUCCUGGAACCGCAGCUGCCGCAGAGCUUCAAGAGCGGCACCCAAUCCAUCCAGAAACUGGAGGAGAAUCUCUACAAACGCGACGAGCCGGCCGCUCCGGCUGACGACCAGCCGAACCCGCCUCGUUUCGUCAGCGAAAUCCAAGACCUCGACUUGGUCGAAGGACAAGCGGCCCACUUUGAUUGCCGCGUCGAGCCCGUCGGAGACGCUUCCAUGCGUAUCGAAUGGUUCCACAACGGCCGUCCGCUUGGCUCCGGCUCUCGCAUCCGCAUGCUGGACGAUUUCGGCUUUGUCGUCCUCGACAUUGACUGGACUUUCCCUCGCGAUGCUGGAGAGUACGUCUGCCGUGCCACCAACCGUUGGGGCUCGGCCACUACCAAAGCCAAACUGGUCACCAAGGGCAAACGAGGCGUCAACACGGACUCGCAAUUGCCGCAAGGCAUGACGGGCGAAAAACUGCGCGACCUGGAACGCGGCCCAGUUGUUGAACGAAUCCAGGAAGACGCCCCCGAAGCUGCUCCCCACUUCACUCAGCAACUCAAAGAGAUGUCGAUGGAAGAAGGUGAAACUGCCCAUUUCGAAUGUCGCGUCGAACCCAAGACGGACGCUAAUCUGCGAGUCGAAUGGUACCACAACGGCAAACUGCUUCAAAGCGGACAUCGUUUCCGUACCGUCUUUGAGCUUGGCUUCGUCUCGCUGGACAUCCUCUACGCUUAUCCGGAAGAUGCUGGAGAAUACCUUUGCCGUGCCUUUAACCGCAUGGGCGAGGCCACAACGAAAGCCAGUCUAACUUGCAAGAGUGUUCCAGCCAUCAUCAUGCAGAAUCAAAUGCCGCGUGGCAUGAAGAAAUCCGAGACUCUGCUCCAGAUGGAAGCCGCUCUCAAGAAAUACACAUCUGAAAUCUUUUUAACUGAAGACGAUAUCUACGACGCUGAUAAACGUCAGCCACCGAGAUUCGUGACGCAGAUCAAGGACAUGUUGGAGCUCAAGGAGAUGGAAAUGACCAAAUUUGAGUGUCAAUUGGCUCCGGUGGGUGAUCCCAGCAUGCGCGUCGAAUGGUUCUUCAACGGCAAACCGUUGGCUUACAAGACCCGUUUCACUCCCAUCUACGAUUUCGGUUACGUUGCCAUGAAUUUCGGAUGGGUCUAUCCGGAAGACAGCGGCGAAUACGUUUGCCGAGCCACCAACAAGUACGGCAUGGACGAAACGCGCGCCUUCAUCAAGACGACGGGCAGCAAAGGCAUCAUUUACGAUUCGCAAUUGCCCAAGGGCAUGCAGAGUGUCGAGAUGAUCCGUGAAAUGGAAGCCUCCUGGCAGAGGAUGCCCGACGAAAGGGUCGAAGCUGAAGUGCAAAAGGAAAAGCCCGUCUUUGUACUGAAACCAAAGGACGUCCAGGUGAUGGAAGGCGAAUGGGCACGUUUCUGCUGCCGCGUUACCGGCUAUCCUCGCCCGCGUGUCAUGUGGAUCCUGAAUGGCCACACUGUCAUCAACGGCACUCGCAACAAGUUGACGUACGACGGUAUGUGGCACCUGGACAUCCCCAAGACGCGCCAGUACGACGAUGGCAAACUCGAAGUAGUGGCCCGCAACUCCCAGGGAUCUGCCAGCUGCGUCGUCGAGCUCAAAGUGACAGCCCGCACUGACGAUCAUCGUGGUGUCCUUAAGAAUUCACCGAAACAAUACAAGGACACGCCCACUUACCGGAAACCGGAAUGGGUGACCCGCAUGGAGAUUGUCCGCGCGCAGAUGUUAGAAUCGCAACAACCUCCGCAGUUCACGACCGAAAUUGUCGACGCUCGUGUACAAGAAGGUGAAGAGGCCAAGUUCGAGUGUUUCUACGCCGGAAACCCGAAACCUGAUAUCUGUUGGUACUUCAACAACAAACUGAUCAACCCCAAUCCGAACGUCAAAAUUCGCAUCAAGGACAACAGCACAUCGUGCACGAUCCUCGAAGUCGAUCAGGACUUGGAGGGCGAGUACAUGUGCAAGGCGACCAGCUCUAGCGGAGCUCACCUCACUAAAGCCCGUCUUCACGUUCACGAGUUGACUGGCGAGGCCCGAGACAUUUGGCUUGCCAAGAAGGCUAAAGUGAUCGAAGAAAAGAAACGCAAAGAGAAAGAGAAGGAGGACAAAAAGACGAAGAAAGAGAAGGGGGCUAAACUCACUAAAGAAGAAUACCUAAAACAAGCCAUGCAGGAAAAGGAGGCCGCCAAAGCUGAAGAAGCCAAAAAAUUGGCAGCCAUUGAAGAAGCCAAGCAGGCCAAAAUCGAAGCUGAACUUCAACCGAAGCCAGAAGUCAAAGUCAACAAAGCCAAGAUUCAAAAAGAAGCCAUGAUUGAGGAAAGCCUCAAUAAAUUCGUGGAAAAUCAAGCGAUCGGCCUGAAAGCUUUGCUGGAAAUGACCGAAAGGAAAUCGUUGAACGUGACCGAAGUGGUGACACAAGACAAGGCCAAUGAAUUCAGCCAAAAUCAGGCACCUUUCAAGGAAUUUCUACAAAUCGAAACGAUGCUCAAAUCCGGCAUAACAGUCGAUCAAAUCGUGACGUUGGGUUCCAUCGGCAAUCUACCAACUCUGACAGCUCCCGAGACCCAGAAAGCUCUUGUCCGUCUGGUAGAAGAUCAAGGUUUCAAAGCCGUCGUUCUUCAGGAAAUCGUGAGAGAGGCCGCUAAAUUGGCUCCUGAAGAGCCGCUUGGUAUGAAAGCUGUUCUCAAAGCUAUCGAGACCAAGAGCGCAGCUGUAGAAGACAUUGUGGUGAUGGCCACACAUCCGGAAGAGUUCAAUUUAGAAGCUCCGCCAGUGCCGGAGAUGGCAACAGUCUCGACUUUGUUGAACGAAGGCAUCUCCUGCGAAGAGAUGUUGACCAUCGUUAAAGCCGGAGAACUGCCGGCCUUGAAUCUCCCCGAAAAUCAAUGGGCACUCAUUCAGAUAAUGGAAAAACUCGGACAAACGGCCAUCGUUUCGCAGGUGAUUGUCGAAGAACCGGCUCUCAAUCUUCCGGCUAUGAUCAACGAGAUUCCGCAAACGGUGGAAGAAAGACUGGACAAAUUCAUCACGAACCAAUCGAUUGGAUUGCGAGCUUUGAUCGGCAUUGCCGUUCAAGAAUCGGUCAACGUCAGCGAAAUGGCAACGUUGGACAGAGUACAAGAGUUCCAGCCGGGACAAGCUCCUUUCCAAGAAUUCCUCAACGUUGACACUAUGCUGAAGUCGGGUGUCAGCGUCGAUCAAAUCGUGACGCUUGGCUCUACUGGAAAUCUUCCCGUCUUGACCGCUCCUGAAAGCCAAACUUUGGUUCGCAUCGUCGAAGAUCACGGAUCUCGGGCCAUCACUCGCGAAAUUAUCGUGAAGGAAGCAGCCAAAUUGGUUCCCGAGGAAGUGAUUGGUUUGAAGGCCGUGCUCAAAGCGGUCAAGACCAAAAAGGCUGACAUCAAAGACAUUGUCGAAAUGGCCACACGUCCCGAAGAAUUCGGUCUGGAUGCGCAACCCGUUCCAGAAAUGGCCAGUGUUUCUACUCUGCUUCACGAGGGCAUCUCCUGCGAGGAGAUGUUAACCAUCGUCAAAGCUGGAGAAUUGCCCGCUUUGCAAUUACCCGAGACCCAAUGGCCCUUGAUCCAGAUUAUGGAACGCUUGGGACAGACAGCCAUCGUGUCGCAAACUAUCAUCGAGGAACCAACGCUCGGAUUGAAAAUCGAGAUCCCCGAAAUGGCGUCGUCCGUCGAGUCUACUGUUGAACCGCUAUCCACAGCUGUUGUUGAGGUGCUACCAGAUGAUGUUAUCAUCCAGCCGAAGAAGACGAAGAAGCCGUACAGAGUCGAGGACGUCGAGGACGCCUUCGCCGUUCAGGCCCGCAAGGUGAAGGAUAGUGCCGAAGGGGACGAUGUCGAAGGAGGCGCCAUUUUCAAAUUGAAAUCCCAAGGCGAAACGAGUGAAGAUGUCCAGGAAGAGUUCAGUUUGGGAUUGAAACCUCGUCGGCCGGUCAAGCCCAGCAUUUCGGUCGAAGCCGACGAAAGCCUGCGCUUUAAAAUCCCGGCCAGGCCGAAAGUGUCGGCGCCGACCCUGGUGGAAGAUGGUAGCACGUUGACCGUCACCCGUGCCGCUACGUCCGUCUUGGCUGACACGGAGGAAGAAACCACGUGUCCGUUGGAGCCGCAGGAGGGCGACGAGUUCUUCUCGUUGUGCUCUUACGUGGCUGACACGGAAGAAGCCAUGAAUUUGGUAGAGGGCGAAAGGGUCUAUGUCCUCGAAUGGCACAACUCUGAUUGGUGGUUCGUCCGUAAACACCUGACGGAAGAAACGGGCUGGGUCCCUGCCCAGUACCUGAAAGACGACACCAGUUACACGCACUACGUCAAGAAGAAGCUGGACGAGAAGAUCAACAAGUUGCCCGUCUUUGAUUUGCCGUCAACGGACGAAUCCAAAGUGCAGGCCCCGAGGUUCCUGACCAAAUUGCAACCCAUCCGUGCGCCAGAUGGAACCAGCGUCACCUUCGAAUGUCAAGUGGAAGGUUCCCCGCGUCCAGUGAUCACCUGGUUCCGACAGACGGCCGUUAUCAAACCGUCCCAGGAUUUCCAGAUGGUCUACGACGAAGAAGGUAACCUGGCCAGCUUGACGAUCGUCGAAGUCUUCCCUGAAGACGCUGGAACGUUCACCUGCGUGGCCAAGAACUCUGCCGGAUUUGCAUCCAGCUCUACGGAGUUAGUGGUCGAAGCUCCGCUAUCCGACCACGGCUCCGACACGACCAUAACGUCCCGUCGUUCGUUAUCCAGGGAAUCCUCGCUGAUGGACAUCCUGGAAGGCAUUCCGCCGACCUUCUCUCAAAGACCGAAAACGAAAACAGUUGACGAGGGCACCGACGUUGAGCUUGAAUGCCGCUUGGUGGCAGUGCCUGAGCCGGAUGUGGCCUGGUUCCAUAACGGCAAACGCAUCAAGCCCAGCGAUCGCAUUGCCUUGCUGGGUCAGUCGGAUGUGCACAUGUACUGCAGCAUCAUUCAGAUCAAGGAUGUCCAAAUGACCGACGAAGGAACGUACGACAUCAUCGCCCGCAAUCGCGAAGGUGAGGCCGUCAGUCACGUUGUCCUCAACGUCAAAGUCAAAGGCGCCAAGAAGAUGCCACCGCAAGUGGACCAGCCGUUGAAAAAUGCCGUUGUCCAAAUCGGCAGCUCAGUGACGCUGACGGCCAAGGUGACUGGCAUUCCCAGUCCCGUAGUCAAAUGGUACCGUAACGGCGUCGAGAUCCAAACGAACGUCACGACGAACGAGAGGGGCGUUUCAACGUUGAUUAUUCCCGCUGCCCAGCCAGAAGAUGACGGCGAUUACAUGCUGAAUGCUGAAAACGAACACGGGCAAGUUCAAACGUCGGCCACGCUAACAGUCCAGCCGCCAAGCAAACUGCAUUUCGUCGAAAAGUUCAGCCACGUGUCCGUCUUGGAAGGCGAUCCUUUCGUCCUGAAAGCGAGCCUUUCGGCACCGGCUGAAGUUUCGUGGUACCGCAACGGCAAGCGUUUGAAGCCGACCAAGUCGCUGAAGAUCACGUCGGACGGGUUAGUGCACACUUUGCAAGUGUCCAGCGCCAGCGUCGACAAGGAAAUCGGCGAAUACAAAUGCGUGGCCAGCGCCACUGGCGGAACGAAAAUAUCGCACGCAGCGCACGUCACUGUCGAGUGCAAUAUUUUCGUCCAGCCGCUGGAAGAUGUCGAAGUCGAUGCCGGAUCGGAUGUCGUUCUCCUGUGCCGAACCAAAGAGCCCGCCGAGGUGUUUUGGUACAGAGACGACAUCCUUCUAGCCCCGCUUUUGCCUAGCGGGCAACAAGGUCCAGUUCAAGAGAGUAGAGAUAGAGAACAUAAGUUGGUGAUGCGCAGGGUGGGCAGGAAGGAGACGGGUCGUUACAGCUGCACGUUCCACAAUCAAACGACCGCUUGUGUUUUCACAGUCAGGGCCGAACCGGCGCACGAAUUCGUCACCAAGAUCAAGGAUCUAGAGAUCAAGGAGCGCCAACCGGCCGUCUUUACGGCCGACGUCUCGGACGACGCGGCCCAGGUCACGUGGCACAAGGACGGCGAGCCGCUGGAUCAAGCCAAUACGGAACGCUACGAAUUCGUCGCAGAGGCUCGCAAGAGGAGCUUCACCAUCCGUAGCGUUUCGCUGCUGGACGAAGGCGAGUAUACGUGCUCGCUGGCCGAUCAGGAGUGCACGGCCGAGUUGGUAGUCAUCGAACUGCCUCCCGAGAUCACUCUACGUCUUCAAGACGUGACGGUCCGUCGCGGAGAAGAGGCCAGCUUUGAGAUCGAGUUGACCAAAGGUGACGCCAAGAUCCAGUGGUUCCGCAACAACGAGGAGAUCCAGCUCUCCGAGCACAUCCAACUGGCCAUCGAUGGUAAGCGUCAGAGGUUAGUCAUCUACGAUAGCGGGCCGGAAGAUGCCUGCGAGUACUCUUGCGUCAUCGGAGAUCAGAAGUCUGCGGCGCGACUCCAAGUCCUGGCGCCCAAAGUGAACUUUGUGGCCAAAUUGCCGGAGAUCGUUGCCGCCCCCAUGGGUCAGGACGUCACCUUCACCGUCCAGCUGACAGGCGAAGAUGCCGAAGUGACGUGGAUGAAGAACGGAGAAGUCGUCGUCGAUUCCGAUAGGAUCAAACUCACUCGAGACGGCUGUGCCCGGUCUUUGACCAUCACCAAAGCUGCGAUCGAAGAUAGUGCGGAAUACACUUGCAUCCUGGAGGCCAUGAAGACCGUCACCGUACUGACGGUGGAAGUACCAAAGGUCCCGCCCAGCAUACCCACCGAUCAAGUGCACGCAGAGGUGUGGGUCCGUCGCGGAGAGGAUGCCGUCAUUGAGGUCCCGUUCAAUGGCUUCCCUACACCCAAAGCCGAAUGGACGUUCAAGGGCAAAGCCAUCCGCAAGACCAAGAAGUCGGUGUACAGCAUCAGCGAAACGUCUGCCCAGCUCACGUUGAAAUUAGUCGACGAAAACGAAGCCGGCGUCUAUACCUGCAAACUGUCCAACGAGUGUGGCGACGUCAGCGUGUCUGUUACUAUCAAACUCAUCGAAAAACCGAGCAGUCCCAGCGCGCCGGAAUGUCUAGAAACGGCCGACGAUUCCAUCACAAUUAUGUGGAAACCCCCCGGCUUUAAUGGCGGCUCCGUCAUCACAAACUACAUCAUCGAGUAUCAAGAAAAGCAAACCAAAAAAUGGGUGACGGCCAACAAAGAUGUCACCGUCAUCGAAACAACGUACAUGGUCACCAAAUUAACGCACAACACCGAGUACAGGUUCCGCGUGACAGCCGUCAAUAGCGCAGGUCCUGGAACACCAUCCAGCGAAUCGUUGCUGUUCAAAGCAGCUAAAGCCGCCAUCCCAGAAGCGCCGGUUAUCCGUGAGCCAUUGAAAGACGUCACAGCCGGCCUGAAAGAAACGGCCACGCUGUCUUGCAUCAUCGUCGGUGUUCCACAACCGACGCUGACCUGGUACAAGGAUGACGACGAAUUCGUGCCGAAAUCUUCAUCGUACGAAAGCGGAUUGGCUCGUCUUAUCUUGAAUAAUACCACCGAAGAAUCAGCCGGCCAGUACACGUGCCGGGCCUCCAACGACAGCGGAUCGGUCGAGUGUUCUUGCACGUUGACCAUCCAAGAAGCGCCCAAGAUCGUUCCAGAGAAAAAGACCAAAGUGUAUCGUCUGCAAGUCGAGAAGCAAUGGUCCAUCACGGCUAAGGUGACGGGCUUACCUCGACCUGACAUCACCUGGACUAAAAACGGGGCCAGCUUUGAAGGCAAUACGCAUUACAUCGCUGACGUCGAAGCCCAGUCGUCGACGGCCUGUUCCACUACGUUGACUAUCAUCACCACCGAGCGCACGGACACAGCUAAAUAUACGCUGACCGCAACGAAUGUGGCUGGAACAGUCACUCACGAUGUAACUUUGAAAAUCAGCGAUAAACCGAGCAAGCCUCAAGGCCCGCUUGUAGCCAAAGAGGUAGACAAGACAUCGGCCACGAUGGAAUGGAAGCCUCCGCUGGAUGAUGGCGGCAUAGAACUCAAGGGCUACGUUGUUGAAUACAGCGAGAUCUUUACCGAACAAUGGAAACAGGUUGAAGAAAUCUGCCCUCAUCCCAUCUGCCACGUUCAGAAUUUGACCGAAGGAUUGGAAUACGUCUUCCGCGUUAGUGCCGUUAACGAUGUCGGUACUAGCGAACCGCUGGACACCGGAGCGCCGGUGUUGAUCAAGAGCCAAUUCGAUACGCCGUCAGCCCCUCGCGGCCCGCUGGACAUCUCUGGCAUGACGGAUACUUCUUUGGUACUGAAAUGGUUGCCGCCGACAAGCGAUGGAGGCUCUCCUCUAACGGAAUACCUCAUCGAGCGUCGUGAAGUCUCUAAAAAAGCUUGGCAGAAAGUGGGCGCCGUCGAUGGAAAGACGACAUACAUCGAGGCUUGUAGUCUGAAGAAAGGAACGUCCUACAAUUUCAGAAUCACGGCCCAGAAUCAGCUGGGAUACGGGCCAGCUUACUCGCCAGAGGAUGUCAUCGUCGCAGGCAAACGGAUUACUCCCCCAUCACCGCCCAGCAAUUUGCAAGUGGCGGACAUCACGAGCCGAUCGGUGACCCUGCAAUGGGCUCCACCAGCAUCGACGGGUGGAGCUGAAUUGACGGGUUACAUCAUCGAAAAAAUGCUGCAAGGAACGGACAAGUGGGAGAAGGUGGUCACACUCGAUCCGUCCGUCACCGUCCACUGCAUUCAAAAUUUGAAGGAGCGAUCCGAGUUCUUCUUCCGCGUGUUCACCGAGAACCCGAUGGGACUUUCGGCCCCGGCCGAGAGCGAGAAAGUUUCGUUGAAGACGCACGCUACUGUUCCGUCACCUCCGACGUCUCCGCUGGAAGUGCGUCCGGUUGGACCCAACUCGAUCAUCGUCGAGUGGGGCAUUCCAGAGAGCGACGGUGGCGCUGCCAUCGAUGGCUAUAUCGUCGCUGUCCGGGAUAGCCGUAAAACCAUGUGGAUGGAAGUCGGUCAAGUUGGAGCUGACACAACUCGCCUUAUCGUCAAAGACAUGCAGGAGGGUCACAAAUAUUACGUCCGAGUUUUCGCCCGAAACGAAGUGGGUCUCAGCGAUCCACUAGAAACCGAAGAACCGGUGAAAGUCGUUCGACCACCAGAUUACCUCGAACCGGGCAUAGCCGGCCCGGCUCACAAGGAUCCGACAGCGUCGUUAAGUCUCAGCACGGAGACGCUGUCGUCGUGGAUGCGCGACGCGAACAUGGAUGCCGAUAUCCGCAUUUACUCGCGCUCGUCCCUCCUCCGCCGUGAUGAAUAUUUCUUCCGCGUUUGGUACUACUCUCGACAACUCUUCAAAUAAUAAUUUUAAAAAAUGGAAACUAAAAAAAACAAAAAACAAAAACAAAAAAAAAAUUAUAUCAACGAAUGAAGUUUGAAAAGAAGUUGAUACCAUCUGGUGGUCGAUCAUUGAAGAUCGGUGUACAUAUUGAUUAAGAUAUUUAAAACAAAACAAAACCCUUUAAGCUUUGGAUAAAUCUUUCUUCUUAUCAGAUUCUAGCUAAUUUCUAACCCACACUGCCAAUCACUAAAAGAAAGCCAUUGAAACAUAAUGUCUACCUAAAGAUUUUAGAUCAUGUUAUAUGUGUUAAAAGCUGCGUUUAAUCAUUACAAUAGACAGACGAACAACCUGUUAAUGGAAAGUUAAAAAAAAAAAAAAGUGGGAGAAAGAAGGAGAGAUUUGCGUCUCUCUCCUUCUGGUCGAUAUCGUGUGUCCACCCAGUGCAAAGCCUCCCAGUGGAGCGUGAUCUCUUUCUCCAUCUUUCUCCUUCUUUUGUUA